Calliphora vicina (urban bluebottle blowfly) is the source of this 1720-nucleotide messenger RNA. RefSeq names its product optix (gene Optix). The record is from RefSeq and is a predicted model, not a curated record. The transcript has 4 exons. NCBI's taxonomy places the organism in Eukaryota, Metazoa, Arthropoda, Insecta, Diptera, Calliphoridae. Gene Ontology annotation, biological process: regulation of transcription by RNA polymerase II. Gene Ontology annotation, molecular function: DNA-binding transcription factor activity, RNA polymerase II-specific; RNA polymerase II cis-regulatory region sequence-specific DNA binding. The coding region runs from base 105 to 1553 and encodes 482 amino acids. Gene Ontology annotation, cellular component: nucleus; transcription regulator complex.
UAUUCGUAGUGUGUUUAAUUAAGAAAGUGUUAAAACGCCACUCACAAUUAACCGUGUUCCGAGUAUAGUAUGCGAAUUUGUUCACAGUGGAUUCAACGAAUAAAAUGGCCGUUGGACCGACGGAGGGCAAGCAACAACCUCCAACUGAAACCUUCUCACCCGCACCACAUCAAAUUAUAGCACCUAGCCCGAUAUUGGCUGUACCGACGCUUGCCUUUUCCGCUGCCCAAGUGGAGAUUGUAUGCAAAACAUUGGAGGACUCUGGCGAUAUUGAGCGUUUAGCCAGAUUUCUCUGGAGUUUACCAGUGGCCUUGCCGAAUAUGCAUGAAAUUUUAAAUUGUGAAGCUGUGCUCAGGGCCCGCGCCGUUGUCGCCUAUCAUGUUGGAAACUUCAGGGAACUUUAUGCAAUAAUUGAAAAUCAUAAAUUUACAAAAGCUUCGUAUGGCAAAUUACAGGCCAUGUGGCUGGAGGCCCACUAUAUAGAGGCUGAAAAAUUAAGGGGACGUUCGUUGGGUCCGGUCGAUAAAUAUCGUGUACGUAAAAAAUUCCCGCUACCGCCCACCAUCUGGGAUGGUGAACAGAAAACGCACUGUUUCAAAGAACGUACACGAAGUUUACUGCGUGAAUGGUACCUACAAGAUCCUUAUCCGAAUCCAACGAAAAAACGAGAAUUAGCCAAAGCGACGGGUUUAAAUCCAACCCAGGUGGGAAAUUGGUUUAAGAAUCGACGGCAAAGAGAUAGAGCAGCGGCGGCUAAAAAUAGAUUACAACAUAAUCAAAACUCUGGCAUGGGACGCAGACGUCCCGAUGGUGCUCCCUCUCCUACACCCUCCGACACCUCAGAUUCGGACAUUUCACUGGGCACACAUUCACCCGUACCCAGUAGCUUGCAUUUACAACACAGUCCCGGCUCCACCUCGAAUGGCGCCAACGACCGCGAUGAGAGUUUAAGUGUGGACGAUGAUAAGCCACGAGAUCUUUCAUCGUCAUUGUCAUCAACAAGCAUGCCACCGUAUCCAUCAUCGGCAUUGCCACCCUCCUGCUUGCCCGCCUUUAAAUUAGACGCCGCAGCCACAAGUCUCUUUAGUGCGGGUUAUUUGCAAAGUUUUGCCAAUUUCAAAGAAAUGACCCAACAAUUUCCCAUACAACCCAUGGUCAUAAGGCCUCAUCCCCAGCUGCCGCAAGCUUUGGCCAGUCUCAAUGGCAAUCACUUACAUCCGAACUAUGCCUCAGCUGCUUAUGCGGUCGAUUGUUCCACACAGGCCGCAUCAGCCGGCGGACCACCCAAAAUACGCGUCAAUUCACCCGAGAAACUUAAUUCAGCAGCCAAUUCAAUAGCGGCCACACUAACAGCUGUAGCUCAUCCACAUCUAGCCCAUCACCACCACCAUCAUCACCACAAUCACCCACCACCUCCUACAAAUAUACAGGAACACAGCAGUAGUCCUUCGGCCACCUCCACUACGACCAGCUAUCAUCAUAACGCACAAUUGCUACAUCGACCUUUUUCAACAUCGCCUGACAUUAGUCAUAGUGCCACCGAAAUAACAUGAUAUCGUGCAAGAGUAUAGUGAACUGAUAACCACAAUCCGUUAAGGAUCGAUCUAGUGUACAGUGUUUGUGAGUGAGGAAAAGGACCUUAGAAAUGAAACCUAAAACCUUAAUCCUGAAAACGUAAUAUUUUCUUUAUUAGAAAUUCAAUUAUUAAAACAAAAUAAAA